Molecule: messenger RNA, 1072 nt
Organism: Eurytemora carolleeae
Lineage: Eukaryota; Metazoa; Arthropoda; Copepoda; Calanoida; Temoridae
Exons: 2
Coding region: 21-506 (161 amino acids)
Source: RefSeq, a predicted model, not a curated record
GAAUUUUUUGUCUAUCUAAGAUGCAUCUUGAGAAAGGUGGGACGAGCGUCCUUACUCCGGGUGUAAUCUAUCCCCGAGGGUUUGAGAGGAGAGGGUUGGGACCUCUUCCUGUACACCUGGAGAGACGGAGAAGAAUAUAUUUAUCUCAACCAGAUCUGCUAGAUCAAAAACCAAAUGUUCAAAGAAAAUACUUGGGAAGAUUUGGGAGCAACCUGGAUCUAAGUAUACAGAAACCCCGGAAUUCUCCGAUCCUUGCGAUCUCAACCAGAACCCAGAGAAAGGACUCCAACCGGGACCCGGAGAAGGUUGAGAAAAUGGUAAUAAUCCAGUGUGAAAGAUUAACUGAUGAGAGGGAGCAGGAGCAGGUUGAGAUUGAGAUCCCUCUCUCCGUGUACAACAAUAUGCAGGCGCACAGUCGGAACCCGGGGCUCAGGCUCAGGGUAGCCGGGAGAGCAGGGAGAACUGGGCUGGUUCAUAGGAUCAAGAAACUUUUUGAAAAGGAUUAAAAACUAAAAUUUGAUAGGUUCAAAGAUUCAAUAAUUCUUUACAAUUCGCUGUUUUCUCCUCUGCUUUUCAUUCUUUCUCAAACUAUCAUUCAAACUUUAAAUUGUAAAUAGAUACAUUCUCCAAAUCAGGGAUGUACGCAGGGUUUUUCCAGAGGGGGGGGGCUUCAAAUAUAUGAAGAUUUAAAAUUGAAUAAUUAAGAUUUAAACAUUUUUAUAUCUAUCAUUCAUUGUGUGUGUCGUUUUUUUUACGAAAACGUAACAUGUCACAUUAUUAAACUGUUUCCAAAAAUAAUUAAAACUAUUUUAUCAAGUCUUGAAUUGAAUUCAUAACUACAGUUGGACCCGAAAAACUAUUAAAUAGGAAGACGACUUACACUCAUAAUAUGUUGGCAUAUAUAAUAACAUUAAAUAUAUACACGUAUUGUACUGCUUGUCUAUCAAAUUCCUAUUUCGUAGUCAGGGGCGUAGCCCCUCCCUGAAAUUUCGAGUCAAAAAAUGUUCCCAAUUUUAUAAAUCGAAUGUGUUUUUCAAUUUCAAGCUUUUUUAUUUAAUUGAAAUCUUGACUU